Messenger RNA from Cryptotermes secundus, 2821 nucleotides. RefSeq names its product prothoracicostatic peptides. NCBI's taxonomy places the organism in Eukaryota, Metazoa, Arthropoda, Insecta, Blattodea, Kalotermitidae. The transcript has 5 exons. Bases 109 to 942 code for a protein of 277 amino acids. The record is from RefSeq and is a predicted model, not a curated record.
GGCGGGCCGAUUCGCGCCGUGACCGCGUCGCUAACAGCAACAGUCGUCACUUUCAACAUCUUCAUUCCUGUUACGUCACGCGACUGACCAGGCCAUUCACCAGCCGCGAUGGACCCUUCUGUACUAUCAGGCGCCCUUUUGUGGCUCCUCCUUCUGGCAGUGUCUCCCAGUUCACAAGGAGACCCUAUAUCUGACCCAGCUAGAGCCUCUCCAGGAUCAGGGCCCAGUGGUGAGACCUUAAGUAGGGCGCAGGACGUCCCGAUACAAGCUCAUGAACCGGAAGAGGACAAACGCGGCUGGAGAGAUCUUCAAGGAGGGUGGGGGAAACGGGGCUGGCAAGAUCUUCAAGGCGGCUGGGGAAAACGUGGUUGGCAAGACCUUCAAGGUGGAUGGGGAAAGCGAGGCUGGCAAGAUCUUCAGGGAGGAUGGGGCAAACGAGGAUGGCAGGAUCUCCAAGGAGGAUGGGGGAAAAGGGGCUGGCAAGACUUGCAAGGAGGUUGGGGCAAACGAGGAUGGCAAGAUCUCCAGGGCGGCUGGGGCAAACGGGGCUGGCAAGAUCUUCAGGGCGGAUGGGGUAAGAGAGGAUGGGACAAGUUCCACGGAUCGUGGGGCAAACGUGACUCCAACCUUGACGUCGACAAGAGCAGCCUGGAGGACUACCUGGCAACAGAGGAUCUAGCUGAAGAUGAGGACAAUGAGGAUAUUAAGAGAGCCUGGAGCUCGUUGAAAGGAGGCUGGGGUAAACGGGCCGCAGACUGGGUUAAUUUUAGAGGUUCCUGGGGUAAACGAGAUCCUGGCUGGAACAACCUGAAAGGGCUUUGGGGUAAACGUGCAGACACUAACUGGAACAGAUUAUCAGCUGCGUGGGGCAAAAGGUCACUCGGAGGAGAGACCGCCAUCAAAGAAGAUUCAGCUAGGGCGGUGUCUAGCUCGGAAGAAUGAGAAGACGUGUAAUUAGGCUGGUCCACUUCACAAUGCUGGAGUCGCUCCAUUCACUUCUAGCAUCUUCACUUGUAAUUAACACACUUGACGGUUAAGACAGCGUUCAUAAAAGGGAACGGCUACUUCGCUGAUUAAUAUUACUUUUAAUGAAACGUUCUGUCUUCUGGAAUUUAAUGGUGUGUAUCCCGGUAGAAGUUAACUGCCCUUACGUAGGAAUGUACUUUCAUCAAACACAGUGUCAAAAAGUUCAUUCCUCCGAAACGUCGGCAAACGUCUCUAGGACUCCACUCACAUCCCAGAAUAUAAUACUCUUCACAGUCAUCGCCUUGAGAACUUCACAUUCAUUUUUUGUAUCUGCUUAUUUUGCAAGAAACAUUUAAAAUUAUGUGCAUCCCUUUUGGGCGAGUCCGAUAAUCACUCUUAUAUAGCGUAGAAAUAAAAUAAAUUUUAUAGGAACAAUUUAUAAUAACAAAGACUUUCACAAAAACGUAGGUAUUAAUAAAACAGGAAUUUUGAUCAAUUCAUGCAGAUGUUAUUUCGAAAAUUACCUUCAUAGUUCUGCUGUAACACAGCACAACCUAUCGCUGCUUUUACGAAAUAUGUUGCGGGAGUCUUCGUGAUUAGGAAAGUAAAUUUCAUUUUGGCUGAAGAGCAGAACAAAUUAUAAUACAAUUAAAUUCAUAUGUAUUUAGGGGUAAAUUUAGCAGCACAGAGGCCAAUUACAAAGAGCGCACGAGUAAAGAACAGAAAACAAAACAGCAAAUCAGAUGAAAACAAUAGAGAAAACAAGGAAAUUUGUAUAACAAUAUUAUUAUUAUUAUUAUUAGCACAAAUCGGAGUUAUCAUUAAGAAGUGAGGGAAGUAAAAUAUAUACAUUUACAAAUAUUUCAAUUAGUAUUUUAAUGACUGGAAGGGCGAUGGAUAGUGUAAAAUAUGACAGUAAGAAAGAAUUUAAGUUUCAAAUAUAUAAGUUUAUAAUAAUAAUAUUAAUUUAUCAAGUAUAUAUUUGCUUGCUUACACAACAGCCCAAACCGAUAAUAAUAAUUCGAUUCAAUUCUAUAUUUAUUAGUGCCGAGUCAACAGUUGCAAGGCAAACAUAAUAACAAUAAUAAUAAUGCUCUGUAAUUGAUAAUAUUUGAAUAGUGGUAAGGUCGGAUAUGCCCUGUGCAUAUAAAUACAAUCGGCUUAUGAAGUUCUUUGGGUAAAGUAGUUAAAUCGUAACAGAACUGCAACUGAAAUAGUCUGAGCCUAAGAUCGAAAAAAUAAUGCAGAAAUUUCUGAAAGAAUGUGAUUUAUGUUCUUUUGUUCCGGGUUAGAAAUGACGCGCAAGUUACAGGAAGACGUCAUAUUCUGGGAAACGUGAACGUGGUGCGUUGUCGCCCGACAAUAACCAUAAUAUGAACAGUCAACCUUAGGACCUGAAGAUUAAUUUCACAAUUAUUUUGAAGCAGUCAACAUUGCCCAAUUAUAGCAUUCAUUCGCCGAACAUUGUUAUUUCGUGUAAUUUAUUUGGGCACAAUGUGAUUUCGGGCUAUUAAACUAUGGAUCUGAUAAAUGAUAUUUGGUAAUAAUAGUUCUACCUCUAUGAAAAUAUACCAGUUCUCUAUUGUAAGAUUUCAUGAAGUUUAGGAAUGUUAUCGCUGUUUACUUCGUCAAUAUAUAAUUUGAAAGAAAGUCAAUCAAAUUAGAGAAUUUAGUUAAUACAAACAUGUAAAUAUUUAAAUUUACCAUCAAUAUCCUAAACAGGAAAACACUUCACAGAAUUAAAUUUACAAAUACGCAACUUUAAAACAGCUUAUACUGUUACAUAUAUAUUGUUACAUGACCGAUUCUGUGGUCUAGUGGCCAGAGUUCCUGGUUACAGAUCCAGAGGUCCGGG